AUGGGAAAAGUCCACGGAUCCCUCGCUCGUGCCGGUAAGGUCAAGCAGCAGUGCCCCAAAGUCGAGAAGCAGGAGAAGAAGAAGCAGCCUAAGGGUCGCGCAAAGAAGAGGAUGCAAUACAACCGCCGAUUCGUCAACGUCGUUCUCACACCAGGAGGCAAGCGGAAGAUAUUGUCGGCAACCCAGGCGGCUCGCAAGAUUACGAGUCAGUAUCUCAGUGGGGAUUGGGACGUGAUCAAUGCGAAUGUAGUGCGGGGGACUGCUAUUUCCGGAGCGACGCCGUUGGGACAGGACCGAGAGGAGGUGGGUGAGGCAUUAGGCGCCUCAAUCACGGAAAAUGAGUGA
Messenger RNA from Dioszegia hungarica, 345 nucleotides. RefSeq names its product ribosomal protein S30-domain-containing protein. The coding region runs from base 1 to 345 and encodes 114 amino acids. Gene Ontology annotation, cellular component: ribosome; cytosolic small ribosomal subunit. Gene Ontology annotation, biological process: translation. The transcript is spliced from 5 exons. The record is from RefSeq and is a predicted model, not a curated record. NCBI's taxonomy places the organism in Eukaryota, Fungi, Basidiomycota, Tremellomycetes, Tremellales, Bulleribasidiaceae. Gene Ontology annotation, molecular function: structural constituent of ribosome.